AUGUCGCCAAAUGAAGCCACCAACAAUAUGGCAGCCUACAAAUUCUGGAAAACCCAACCAGUGCCUAAAUUUGACGGCAAAGACGACAUCCAACAGGGACCUAUCAAAAUCAUCGAUCCAGAUGAAACGCCUAAGGAUCCUUACCCACUGCUAGAUGGCUUCGAGUGGGUGACUCUGGAUUUGACAGAGGACAAUAACGUUGUAGAGUUGUAUAAUUUAUUAUCAACGCACUACGUUGAGGAUGGCGAGGGCGAGUUUCGGCUGAAUUACUCACCAGCAUUCCUCAGAUGGGCCCUGACCUCUCCCGGUUGGCAAAAGGAAUGGCAUGUUGGAGUUCGCGCGUCCAAGUCUAAGAAACUGACGGCGUUCAUCAGUGGUGUGCCUACCAAGAUUCGUGCCCAUGACCAGACGGUCCAGGUAGUAGAAAUCAACUUCCUCUGUAUUCACAAGAAACUGCGUUCCAAGCGUCUGGCACCACUCUUGAUCAAGGAGAUUACCCGCCGUUGUUAUCUCAAGGGUAUCUAUCAAGCUGUAUACACCGCAGCAGUGGUCCUGCCAACCCCUAUUGCUUCAUACCGAUAUUUCCAUCGUCCCUUAAACUGGCUGAAGCUAUAUGAAGCUGGGUUCGCUUUCCUACCUUUGAAUUCUACCACAGGCCGUCAGGUAGCAAAAUAUCAUCUUCCAAGAAAUACAUCGAUACCCGGCCUGCGAGCUCUGCGAGAAAGCGAUCUUGAUGCACUUCAACAUCUGUUGGAGCAGUACUUAGCACGGUUUGAUGUUAGUCCGAAAUUUACAAAAGACGAGAUCAGACAUUGGCUGUUCCAUGAGGAGAAGAAGGGAGUGGAGCAGGUUGUCUGGUCAUAUGUUGUUGAGGAUGCACAGACACAGAAACUCACCGAUUUCUUUUCUUUCUACUCCUUGGAAUCGUCUGUGACUUCACAUUCGAAGCACGACAAGAUCCGGACUGCAUACCUUUACUAUUAUGCAUCGGCGUUCUCAUCUACCGAAGAUGGCCUGGAGGCCCGCUUAGAGAUUCUCAUCAACGACGCACUCAUCGUAGCGAAGAAGGCGGAUUUCGACGUUUUCAAUGCCCUCAAUCUCCAAGAUAACGCCCUCUUCCUGGAAAAGCUCCGUUUUAUGAAUGGAAGCGGUGAGCUUAAUUACUACCUGUUUAACUACCGCAUGCCUCCAGUGCGCGACGCUCAGGAGAAGAAUCUCCCGUUAAUGGGGAGGCGAGGGGGGGUAGGCAUAGUUCUUGUUUGA
This is a messenger RNA of Talaromyces atroroseus, 1263 nucleotides long. RefSeq names its product Glycylpeptide N-tetradecanoyltransferase. The coding region runs from base 1 to 1263 and encodes 420 amino acids. Gene Ontology annotation, cellular component: cytoplasm. Gene Ontology annotation, molecular function: glycylpeptide N-tetradecanoyltransferase activity. The record is from RefSeq and is a predicted model, not a curated record. NCBI's taxonomy places the organism in Eukaryota, Fungi, Ascomycota, Eurotiomycetes, Eurotiales, Trichocomaceae. The transcript has 3 exons. Gene Ontology annotation, biological process: N-terminal peptidyl-glycine N-myristoylation.